Messenger RNA from Theileria equi strain WA, 1573 nucleotides. RefSeq names its product protein kinase domain-containing protein. Gene Ontology annotation, molecular function: ATP binding; cyclin-dependent protein serine/threonine kinase activity. The transcript has 4 exons. Bases 177 to 1412 code for a protein of 411 amino acids. Gene Ontology annotation, biological process: protein phosphorylation; regulation of mitotic cell cycle. Lineage: Eukaryota; Apicomplexa; Aconoidasida; Piroplasmida; Theileriidae. The record is from RefSeq and is a predicted model, not a curated record. Gene Ontology annotation, cellular component: nucleus.
GUCAAUGUGAUUCCCAGCGCUAUAUUUCUAAUUUUGAGCUUAUGGAUAUACACAAUUAAUUUACUUUGUUAAAUUUUGUUCUUAUCAUCAUAUAGACAUUAUUUUCUCCAAUAACAAAUCAUAUCUUUGCUUCUCACAAGUAUUCACUUUAAAAAUGGAUAACUUCUGUAAACAUUAUGAGUGACUAUCUCUUAACUCCGGAACAUGCUAAUGAUAUCGGUGUUGAACCGGAUACAACUAAGUUUGAUGUAUCUGCUGAAUCAAAACCAAACAUAGACGUCCUCAAAAGCAUAUCUGAAGGAGAAAAUUUAAAUACGUCUACUAUUUCCACGGAUAUAGAUGAUGUAGAUUCUAGGAAACAUAACUAUAUUUGUACCGUAAAGUGUUGUAGAGAUGUUGAAAAUUUUAAAUGUUUGAAUAAAAUAUCGGAAGGAACAUAUGGAACAGUUUACAGAGCUCUGGACCGCGAAACUGGGGAAAUAGUUGCCCUAAAACAUAUCAAAUAUCAUGAUGUGCAAUGGAAAGAGGGGUUUCCAAUAACAUAUUUAAGGGAGAUCUCCAUAUUGCUGGAAUUAAAACAUCCAAACAUCUUAUCUGUUAGAGAGGUAGUAACCAAUAAAAAACGUGAUCAAUAUUACAUGGUUAUGGAAUACGUAGAACAUGAAUUAAAAACUUUACUGCAUGAUGGAAAAAUAAAUUUUACUCUUUCUGAAAGAAAGUGUUUAUUAGAACAAUUACUUAAAGGAACCAACUAUAUGCAUCAAAACUGGGUCAUGCACCGUGAUUUAAAAACCACUAAUAUUUUAUAUAACAACAGGGGUGUUUUGAAAAUUUGUGAUUUUGGAAUGGCUAGAAAAUUUGGUAAUCCAAUAAAAACAUAUACACAAAAUGUAGUUACACAUUGGUACAGAGCUCCAGAAUUAUUUUUAGGGCAAAAGGAAUAUACUGAAAAGACUGACAUGUGGAGUGUAGGUUGUAUUUUUGCUGAGAUAAUUCUAUCUAAACCCUUAUUUAUGGGUGCUAAUGAUAGUGAUACCCUGGAUAAAAUUUUCAAACUUUGUGGUUCACCAACUGAAGAGAAUUGGCCGGGGUUUUCACAACUACCAGCUAUAAAGAACAACAUAUUUCAAAUAAAUUCAUAUAAACCGACAUUUCACAAAGUAUUCAAUGUUGGUAUUAUGGGUGGAAUGCUCCAUGGUUCAACUUGUAUGACUGAGUUAGGUUUGGAUCUUUUGAAGAAGAUGUUAAAAAUAGAUCCAAAUCAGAGAAUCUCUGCAAAAGAUGCAUUGAUGCAUCCGUAUCUUACUCAGGAAAAACCAACUACGAAAACUGUAGAACUAAUGCCAACUUUGAGAGAUACUAAUUGUAUAGAUAGAAAUAAGCAAGAAAGCGUUGAACACGAAGAACGUUAGUUUUAAUUCGCACAUUGCAUUUUUUCAGAAUACCAAUCAUCUAGAUUCAUGGGAAGAAUAGACCCAGCUAAAUUUUUGUCUAUGAUGAAACAGGAGAAGUUGUCCUCCAAGAAAUACUGAUGCUCUGGUAGAAUCUCCGGCUCGUUCUUGUAUAACGACAU